AUGAUUCCCGAAGGAAGGGUCCUCUCUUCCUUGCUGGGACUCGCGCUGCUCUGGUUCCCCUUGGACUCCCACGCUCGAGCUCGCCCAGACAUGUUCUGCCUUUUCCACGGGAAGAGAUAUUCCCCCGGCGAGAGCUGGCACCCUUACUUGGAGCCACAGGGCCUGAUGUACUGCCUGCGCUGCACUUGUUCUGAGAGUGCCCAUGUGAAUUGUUACCGCCUCCACUGCCCCCCUGUCCACUGUCCCCAGCCCGUGACCGAGCCACAGCAGUGCUGUCCGCGGUGUGUGGAACCUCACACUCCCUCUGGGCUCCGGGCUCCCCCAAAGUCCUGCCAGCACAACGGGACCACGUACCAACAUGGAGAGAUGUUCAGUGCCCCUGAGCUGUUCCCUUCCCGCCUGCCCAACCAGUGUGUCCUCUGCAGCUGUACCGAGGGCCAGAUCUACUGCGGCCUCAUGACCUGCCCGGAACCAGGCUGCCCCGCACCCCUCCCGCUGCCCAGCUCCUGCUGCCAGGCCUGCAAAAAUGGGUCAAGUGAGAAAUCAGCUGAAGAGAACACCACGCAGUCACACCGUGGGGUGAGGCAUUCCCAGGAUCCCUGUUCGGGGGACGUUGGGAGGAAGAGAGGCCUGGGCACCCCGGCCCCCACUGGGCUCAGCCCUCCUCUGGGCUUCAUCCCCCGCCACUUCCGACCGAAGGGGGCAGGCGGCACGACAGUCAAGAUCGUCCUGAAGGAGAAACAUAAGAAAGCCUGCGUGCACGGCGGGAAGACAUACUCCCAUGGGGAGGUGUGGCACCCAGCCUUUCGCUCCUUUGGACCCCUGCCCUGCAUCCUGUGCACCUGUCAGGACGGCCGCCAGGACUGCCAGCGGGUGACUUGCCCCACCGAGUACCCCUGCCAUCACCCCGAGAAGGUGGCCGGAAAAUGCUGCAAGAUUUGCCCAGAGGACAAGGCAGACCCUGGCCACAGUGAGAUCAGUGCCACCCGGUGUCCGAAGGCGCCGGGCCGGGUCCUCGUGCACAUGUCAGUAUCCCCACGUCCAGACAACCUGCGUCGCUUUGCCCUUGAGCGUGAGGCCUCUGAGCAGGUGGACAUCUACCUCUGGAAGCUGGUAAAAGAUGAGGAAACUGAGGCUCAGAGAGGUGAAGUACCUGGCUCAAGGCCACACAGCCAGAAUCUUCCACUUGAUUCAGAUCAAGAAAGUCAGGAAGCAAGACUUCCAGAAAGAGGCCCAGAACUUCCGGCUGCUCACCGGCACCCACGAAGGUCACUGGAACGUCUUCCUAGCCCAGACCCCGGAGCUGAAGGUCAUGGCCAGUCCAGACAAAGGGACCAAGACCUUAUAACAAAGACCUAA
Messenger RNA from Pteronotus mesoamericanus, 1359 nucleotides. It is a transcript of the gene CHRDL2, whose product is annotated as chordin like 2. The record is from RefSeq and is a predicted model, not a curated record. The transcript is spliced from 12 exons. Gene Ontology annotation, molecular function: BMP binding. Lineage: Eukaryota; Metazoa; Chordata; Mammalia; Chiroptera; Mormoopidae. Gene Ontology annotation, biological process: negative regulation of BMP signaling pathway; cell differentiation. Bases 1 to 1359 code for a protein of 452 amino acids.